Messenger RNA from Postia placenta MAD-698-R-SB12, 2182 nucleotides. RefSeq lists its product as hypothetical. The record is from RefSeq and is a predicted model, not a curated record. Lineage: Eukaryota; Fungi; Basidiomycota; Agaricomycetes; Polyporales; Adustoporiaceae. Bases 1 to 1695 code for a protein of 564 amino acids. The transcript has 4 exons.
AUGGCUGUCCAGGUCGCCUCGCCCGUCCGCGACCCCAUCUUCCGCCGUCCUCUCUCUCCCAUGUCCGCUCUCUCUGCCUUGUCUCGUCCCCCUCAGCCCGCCCCGAGCCCGCCUCGCACCAACCGCCCGCUCCCGCCUGUCCCUCCGCUAAACGACACAGACUUUUUCUCCCCCGUCCGGACGGCCUCUCCCUCUCCCUCUUCACCCGUAUCACCCAAAAGAGCCCUGCCAUCGCCCAAAGGCAAGCAGCGCGCACUCGAGGCGCUGUCUCCCCGCUCGCGUCCGGUCUCCCGCGCAACCUUCGCCUCCCGCCGCGCCCUCACCCACGUCCUCAAGACCCCGCGUACGCUCGAAAACCUGCUCGUCUUUGUGCCGUGGGCGGACUUCCAUGCGCUCGUCAGCACGUGCGGGAACUUUCGCAGGGAGCUCAUGGCCCGCCCUGACUGCCGCGACGCCAUUCUCGCCCAGUUUGUCCCUGGGUACCGCCAUGCGCGGGCUGUGGCGGACAUUUACCACUACCGCCAGGUCGCUGUCGAUUUCCACGACGUGGCUCUGCUUGUGCUAUCCCAGUUCGUGCCCCUGCACAAGUAUCCCCUGCACACCCUCUCCCUCUGCACAGACUCCCCGCACACGGACCCGUCCGCACUCGCCGACCGCGCCGCGCGGCUGGCCACCCUCUCCCAGGCACACUCCCGCUUCGUCCUCCUGCUGCAGGCGCUCGCGCCGCGGCUGCGCUUCACCGCGGGACCGUCCUCGAGCGAGAGCUCCCUGGCGAGCCCGCCAUCGUCGCGGAGCAACACCGACGGGCGCGCGACGCCGAGCCACGCAGGCUCGAGCUCGCCGCGCGUGCGCCCCGUCGACCCCGACCGCCAGCCCGAGCCCGCCGUGCCGCGCGGGACGUCGCCGCACGACCUGCACCUCGCGACUUCGCGCGCGCGCGCGCCGGUCCUGCGCGUGUUCGUGCCGUGCACGGCGCUCGACGACGCCGCGCUGACCGCGUGCGAGGCGCAGCUGGCCGCCGCGGGGCUGUGGGAGCACCUCUCCGUGGGCGACGUCGUGUGCAACCUCGGGUACGUCCCGCCCGCAGGCGCCGGCGCGGGGACGGGGACGGGGGCGGGGACGCAGGUGUGGCUCGUGUUCGAGGGCACCGCGCUCGUGCCGUACGCGCCGCCGGGGCCGCCGCCCGUGGCGGACCCGCUGACGCUGCCGUCGCCGUUCUACUACGCGCACAUCCUGCCGCCGUUCGCGGACCCGGUGUUUGAGAUCGCGCUGCCGACGUCGGGAUUGGGAUUGGGAUUGGGGCUGGGGGGCGCGGAGCUGACGCUGACGCUGGUGCCGACGCGCGUGCGGAGCCCGCGCUCGCCGGGCGGGUGGGCGGUCGUGCGGCGGUAUGUGUGGAUCGCGCGCGUGCCGUACGUGGGCGCGGCGGGGCUGGGGCGCGGGUGGCGCGGGGAGUGGAUGCUGGAGGGCGAGGGGACGAAGGAGGGGCGGCAGAGUCUGUUGGACGCGCUGGGCGAUGGGCCCGGCGGGGUGACGCGCCGCGGGCGGUGGAUGGUCGUCCGUGAUAAGUCGGGAGGGGGGCGUGUGUGGAUGAAGUUGCUUGUCCCGAACGUGGACCAUGUGCAUGACAUCACGGAGGCGUGCGAGAGCGUCGUGGACCUCCCACCGCCGGCGCGGACUACGACCGAAUCAUAAACACUAACACUGACUCUUGCGUGAACGUGGGCACCGAUCCGGACACUUGUUGUAUACACCCGUUUAAUUCGGUCUUCUCUUCUCCUUCUCAUCCUGCCCCUGUCACUGGCACACUCACCUGUUGCUCUGCUCUCAUCAUACUCAGGUCGCUGCGAGACCCCCACACUGUCUGUCUGUGACUUGACGCUGUUGCUACUUUAUUGUAUGUACGUUUACCCUACCGCCUCCGCGCCUGUACUGCAUGGACUGCACUGUUGUAUACCACACACGCCCUGGCACCCUUUACUGUUUACCCCGCUUGUUCCAUCAUCUCUGCGACACUCACGUAUCUGCCGAUCGCACGUACAACCCCCCACUAGUAUCAGCGUUGCUUCGCACCCGUAUAGUAGCAACGGACAUCUCAGGCUCCACGUGUAGCAGGAGAGUCCUUUGUCCCCUUUGCCGCUCCUGCGGGUAGUAACAAAUGCACAUUAUGCCUCCGACUGUU